Messenger RNA from Phacochoerus africanus (Common warthog), 1067 nucleotides. It is a transcript of the gene TLCD1, whose product is annotated as TLC domain containing 1. Lineage: Eukaryota; Metazoa; Chordata; Mammalia; Artiodactyla; Suidae. The transcript has 4 exons. Gene Ontology annotation, biological process: plasma membrane organization; membrane assembly; phospholipid homeostasis. Gene Ontology annotation, cellular component: plasma membrane. Bases 173 to 916 code for a protein of 247 amino acids. The record is from RefSeq and is a predicted model, not a curated record.
GGGACGGGAGGAGCGAAGGGGGCCUAGAGGGCUCCGCGGAGACAGUGUGUGUGAGGCUGGCGGCCGCCAGGAAAGGCGUCGGGGGUGGGCCAGCCCAAAAGGGAGUCCCGUUCCCGAACUGCCGGAGGAGGCGGCCUAGAGGGCGAACAGACAGAAGGCAGGGAGGGUCAGCAUGCCCCCGAUGCUGCUCCCCGCCCUGCCGCUGCUCCUGGGCGCCACGCUGACCUUCCGGGCGCUCCGGCACGCGCUCUGUCGCCUGGCCCUACCGGCGCACGUGCGCGCCGACCCCCUGCGCACCUGGCGCUGGCACAACCUGCUCGUCUCCUUCGCCCAUUCCAUUGUGUCAGGGAUCUGGGCGCUGCUGUGUAUAUGGCAGACCCCGGAGAUGCUGGUAGAGAUUGAAACAGCAUGGUCGCUUUCUGGCUAUCUCCUCGUUUGUUUCUCUGCAGGGUAUUUCAUCCACGACACGGUGGAUAUCGUGGUUAGUCAUCAAUCACGGGCUUCUUGGGAAUACCUUGUCCAUCACGUCAUGGCCAUGGGUGCCUUCUUUUCAGGCAUCUUUUGGAGCAGAUUUGUUGGUGGCGGUGUCUUAACCCUGCUGGUGGAGGUCAGCAACAUCUUCCUCACCAUACGUAUGAUGAUGAAAAUCAAUAACGCCCAAGAUCUCCUCCUCUAUCGGGUCAACAAAUACAUCAACUUGGUCAUGUAUCUUCUCUUCCGCCUAGCCCCUCAGGCCUACCUCACCUAUCUCUUCCUGGGUUAUGCUGGCCAAAGGACCCUGGGAACCUUUCUGCUGAGCAUCCUGCUCAUGCUGGAUGUCAUGAUCCUCAUCUAUUUUUCCCGCCUCCUCCGCUCUGACUUCUGCCCUGAGCAGAUACCCAGGCAGAAACACAAGGACAAGUUCUUGACUGAGUGAAAAGCACAGACCCAGGGACUUGUGACAAAAAAACAGCCUCACAUAUAAACUGAGACUUCAGCCCUCACCUGAGGCGUCCUCUGGGGCCAUGCUCUCCACCUUUCACAUCUGCACCUACUAUUGAAAACCCUAAUGAAAGUACUCUUCUGAA